Messenger RNA from Electrophorus electricus (electric eel), 5733 nucleotides. It is a transcript of the gene fam13b, whose product is annotated as family with sequence similarity 13 member B. The record is from RefSeq and is a predicted model, not a curated record. Gene Ontology annotation, biological process: signal transduction. Lineage: Eukaryota; Metazoa; Chordata; Actinopteri; Gymnotiformes; Gymnotidae.
CUGCACUGUAAACUAGCUUACGGCCAGCUAGAGCUUCGGUUCUCUCCAUUUUUGAGCAAACAAGGAAGCGGCUGGAAAAGAGCUGAGUAUGCCUUCUGAAUAUUUUAGCUAGUGUUUUGUUUUGUUUUGUUUUUUUUUCGUUUUAAAAAGGUAGUCCGCUGGGACAGCAGAUUUCCAAACCAGUUCAUUGCUCUCGAUUGUCCUUGGAUUUGACCUGCUUAACUACUGACAUCCUGAAUAGGAUUUGCGGUUCGUCAAUGAGGAACUACAGGCUCAUCUUUUGCCAUAACCUGAAGCAGCCAUAGAUGAUCUUUCGAUUCACUGCUAGUGAGUGGAGCAGGCGAUAAGGUGAACUUCUGGGUUUUUGACGUAGUACAAGCGUUUGCCUGUGCCCCGCCCACGGUGGCACAUACGUGUCAGCGGACUCGUCAGCGUGACCGUGGCCUCUGUGUGUCGGCCGUGCAGAGUGACUGAAGCAGCCCGGCUGUGGAAGCGAUGAGGAAGAGCCUCUCUCCUUCCCUCAGUGACUCCCUUAACACUGCCAGGGUGUUUGGCGUCCCCCUGGAGGAGGUGGUGCAGAGCGGGCAACCGGGGCAGGAGGUUCCCCUACUGGUCAGGACAAUUGUGGAGUACAUUGAAGAGCAUGGUGAGUUGGACCUUGAAGGCCCUUUCCUGGUAAAUGGGAAUGCGGAGCGUGUGGAAUGGCUUCGGCAGCGCUAUGACAGCGGUGAAGAGGUGAACUUGGCGAAGGAGGCCGACCUGGCGUCUGCUGUCAGCCUGCUGCGUCUCUUCCUGCAGGAGCUGCCAGAGCCCAUCAUACCUGCAGCCCUGCAGACAGGCAUGCUGCAGCUUUACCAAGAGUACAAUAGCGAGGAGGAGUUGGCUAGAAACAUGAAGUACUUCCUGCAGCAGCUGCCCCAGGUCAACUACAGCCUGCUCCGUUUCCUGUGCCGCUUCUUGUCCAGUGUGGCCUCACUUCAGGAGGAGAGCUGGAACAUUGGUGCACUCGCUGCCGUCUUUGGUCCCGACAUUUUUCACUUGGAUACAAACAUGGAUGACCUGAAAGAGCAAGAGUUAGUGAGUCGACUCCUGACCGAGCUGCUCGAGAACUGGGAGGACCUCUUUGAGACCGAAGAGGACAACAUAUCCACCACCAAUGACUUCAGCUCCAUUAACGAACAGAUCACUGAGCUCCUUGAAGAUGAGAAGUUAGAAGUGUGUGAGGAACUUCCACAAGAUGGCGAGGAUGGACCUUCCCCACUCUGCCCCAAACACCCCUGUGUCUCCCCCUCUUCCAGCCCACACAUCUCUUCCAUCAGUAUUCUUCCAGGAUCUGCAGAUAUCCUCCACAGGACUAUCCGUGCAGCAGUUGAGCAGCAUUUGUUGGACCUGCAAAGCUCUAUAGACCAGGAUCUCAGCAGCUAUGGGAACCAGGGCUCAUCCUGCCAACCCAGCCAAGGAAAUGGUCCCAUUGAGAAGAUGGCAGAGCCAGAAGAGGAUGAAGGAGAAGAUGAGUCUGACUCUCCGAGCACUGCAGAGGCAGACCAGUCUGUAGAAGUCAAUGAGGCAUUUCAAGCUUUCCAGCCUGGCAGCCUCUCACUUAAGGAAAGUUCUAGAAUGGACCUCAACACGGAGGAUCUCGUGGAUGCUGAGAACAAUAUCAACACAAGUUCAAGACUAGAAGUGUACCCAUUGUGGGAGCACAUGGACCAGACUGAUGUCACCACCUUGGACUCCGCUUUGGAUACACGUGAUCCAAACGCUAACACGGAGGUCAUGGAGGAGCCUGGCCAGUUGGCCCGCACCAACCACAUCCAGCUUGGUUCUGUUCCCGCUGAUGGAACGUGGGAAGCAUCAUGUCCCAACACUUUCCCCCUCAUAGACUUCACAUGUAUGCACCUGCAGAAGGAAGGGCAUGACCCUGUGCCAGUGUUCAUGUCGUGGCAGGAGGACAGUGAGUGUGGAGAGGCCCAGCUGUCUCCCCUGGCCGGGCGCAUGCUGCCCCUCCCCCUGGAGGAGGACACCCAGCCGCUGCUGGCCCGCCGCUUCCUCGACUUCGGGCACACCCAGCGCUUCCUACAGCAUGACUCAGAUGCCACGUCCCCCUCCAAAGCACUAUCCUACGGGAGGCCUCGCCGGGCCUCCUUCAGUUGCCGAGAGAGUGUGAAGGGAGACACAGUCUCUCAGCAACUCACCAAGAAGCUCCAGAACCUCAAGAAAAAAAUCAAGCAGUUUGAAGAGCAGUUUGAGAAAGACAAGAACUAUAUGCCGUCUCAUGCCGACAAGGCUGCUAAUCCCAAGGUCCUAAAGUGGAUGACCGACCUCACCAAAAUCCGCAAACAGCUUAAAGCAGGACGACAGCACCUUUUACCCAAAGGGUCCCUGAGGCACCAGGCAGUGCUUCAGUCACACAGACGUCACUCCUCCGCCCCGAACACAUCUCAUUUUACACUGUCCCGUCCCCUCAAUGCCUCUAGACAGGCAAGCCACUUCUAUGUGAAACACAAGGGCGAGAGUGAGCUGAGCCCAAAGACACGGCCCCGCAGUAACACGCUGCCCAAGAGCUUCGGCUCCACGCUGGAGCGAGCUCCUGGCAGCUUCGCCGAGCAGGACAGCGAGGGCUGCGUGGGCCGCCCCACCUGCGAGGACACGCUCGAGCUUAUCCAGCAACACAUCAGAGGCAAGCGAGAGGAGGACGGCUGGCCAGAGGACAUCAGAAAAAUGACCAAGGAGCAGCUUUCUUGUGAGAAGACGAUGCUGCAGAAGAACCUGCUGUAUUACGAGGGCCUACACGGCCGCCCUGUGACACGUGAGGAACGCCUGAUAGUCAAGCCCUUGUAUGAUCGGUACCGGCAGGUGAAACAAAUGCUCACUCGAGUCAGCAUCACGCCCAUUAUUGCAUCUCCCUCCAGCAAGAGGCGCAACCAGACCCUCCAGCCCAUCAUUGAGGGAGAGACGGCCCACUUCUGUGACGAGAUCGAGGAGGAAGAGGAGGAGGAGGAGGAGGAGGAGGAGGAGGAGAGCAACGGAAAGGAGCACGAUAGCGGAGUCCUGCCGGGCGAGGAGUCCGAGGUGAUCAUCGCCCUGGACCCGGCAGCCCGGCCCAGCUCAGAGCAGCCUCAGUUCGACAGCAUCCUGAGGCCUAAGAUGGAGAGCUCGGGCAAGAUGACCCUGGACCUGCGUCUGUCCAGCUCCAACGCCUCGUCUAUGCCUGAGCUCCUGGAGCAGCUAUGGAAAGCCCGAGCAGAGAAGAAGAAGCUCCGGAGGACCAUCCGUGAGUUUGAGGACCAGUUCUACCAACAGAAUGGAAGGAACGUGCAGAAGGAGGACCGCGUGCCCAUGAUGGACGAGUACAAGGAGUACAAGCGCAUCAAAGCCAAGCUGCGCCUGCUCGAGGUCCUCAUCAGCAAGCAGGACUCCUCCAAGUCCAUCUAGGGCCUGGCCAGCCUGACAUCACCCCACAGCCCCGUCCCCUCCCCACCUGUUACUGCUGCUCCCAACCUCACCUCCUCAAAGACACCAUGCCCCAGUGCUGCUGAGGAAGGGGAACAUUCACACCUUUUGUCCUGCUGCCUAACAGCCACUCACCCUUCCUGUCUUCCUUUUGUGUAACUCAGACUGAGGAUGUUGGGAUUUUUUUUCUCUCCUUUUUAUCUCCUCUGGGUGUGACAUUGAGACUUGGGUUUCUCUUUCCUUCUCGCUUCAUGUCAACCUUGUUUUCUCAUAGUGAGAAAACUUUUAAAGUGGAGAGGGACUCGCUCGGCGUUGCAGCCCACGACGUGUUUGAACGGCUCAAACAGAACUCCCGACCACGGCCGUGGUCAGCACCUUUAACAGACUCAUGCUACAGGCUUCUAGCUGCCUCCCCAAACACUGGGGAUCUUUUUUGCUGUUGGAGCACGCGCAUUUGGACAGGCUUCUGUGUCUACACUCAUGUAAAUCCUUUAUUUAUGCACAACAGCGAUGCAUAAUGUACGCGUUACCGUAUGUCUUGACAAACGCAAAGGCGUUACUUACAGACACUGUAUUGUAAAUUAAUAUCAGUGGUUUUCUUUCUUAGCUCUUUUGGCUCAAAACGUUGGUGCUCUUUUCUCUUUCCUUUCUAAUAAUGUACACUUGGACUCUCAGUCAAGCUUGAACCGGCAUACAGAAGACAAUUUAAAUGCUGCAAGCUGGACUAUCAUAUAGUAUUCCCUAAUUUCUGGCUGCACUAGGCUAAUAUUUUAACAUGUAUCUAGAUGUGUAAUUUAUUUAUAUAGCUAGUUUCCAUAUUCCUGCUUUAGAUUCCAGUUUCUCUUGGCUCUGUGGAUUGACUGGAUGGGAGAGUGAAUAUGCCAAAUGCACAGGAGCAGCUGCCAUGAGGCUGGUGUUAAGAGUGAGGUCAUGUCCACCAUCAGUCAUGGAGUCCUGUGCUCACUGCGCUCUCUCUCCCAUGCGGUCAGGUCGUAGCUCAUCCUGUGGCUGGAGGGCCCCAUGGCCGCACUCGAGAGUGCAUAGCAGUGUUGCACUCACGCCAGCCCUGCUUAGUGCCAGCAAGACACUUUGCCCUGGGAAGGCACGCCGUCAGAAAGCACCGGCCAAAGCACUGGGCGGGGCUGCUAAUGGCUGGCUACCCUUCCACCUACAUUCCAUCAGCAUCAGCUAAGCUCAGCAAGAGCACGCUGCAGCCCUGCCGUUCACCUCGCUUGUUCAUCGUCGCGCUGUUUUUAAAAUGGCGGCUUCGUUGGGAUUUUAUUAUCAAAGGCACAGAGGAAUCGAGAAUGGCUUUAAGUCAAAGUUCAGGCAGUUCCUGCAGUGCUACUGGUUUCCUGGUUAAGGAGAAAAACCUCCACAUUACCUGAUCCACUUACUGUACACACCUGCUUCGUGGUGGCAUUUUAAGGGCCUAACGCUGGUCAUCACUGAUCCAUGAGCAUCCCAGGAUAAGAGCAAUGUAUCACAACGACAACAGUCAUGUAUCACCUUGUGAGUUAAAUCAACCUUUUACUGUAGAUGCCUUCAUGUAUCUAAAGUUGUUUUCCCUGCUUGACUGGAACAACUCUAAAGUGAAGGGCACUUUUUUGGACAUAUUUGCGUUCAGCUAUGGGCAUUAGGUAGCACAGCAGAAAGCACUUCUUGUAAUGGGAGACAGUCUGGGGAUUCGUGUCAGAGAUGUGUGACAAUGACCUGUCAUUGCUCCAGUGUUUUGGGAUUAAAAAGGCUAACUCCAAAGAUGCACUUGAUGAGCUUGUAGCUGUUGAAGCCGUGGAGGUCAAGUUCAGAAUACAGAUCUGAAGUGGAUGAAAACAGGAUGGGUUCUGAAUUUGUGUGGGAGCUAAUAAACAUUUAUUUGCACAGCAUUCUGAGAAUGCAGCCCGUUUGUUGCAGUUUAUUAAAGCACUACUAGUGUCUGAAGGAUGUUAUUUCUCGCAUGUUAAACCCAUAUGUAUCACUUUGUGAUUGUGAUAAUGCAGAUGUCCUUUUUUUAAUGAGCAGUACUUUGUACUCAUUUUGUAACUUUCACCUUCAACAAUAUAUACUUCUCUACAGUGUAGUAGCUGCUUGUAUUAGCUGAGCAUCUGUUUUGUUUUGUAAAAGCUGGUUAGUAGUGAGUUUGCAUGGCAAGUAUUUGUAUUUGUUUUAGUGCCAUGAAAAAAGCAAUAACUUUAGCAUUGAGAUUGAGGUCUUUAUCAAUGGAAUGAGAGGCCUUCUGUAUCCACUAUGUGCAUUUUGAAUAAAUGGCUUGUUAGUCUU